CACACACACACACACACCUCUCUCUCUCUCUGACUUCGGGCACUGAGAAAAAUACAGGUCACCACACCAGAUGGGGAUUCCUCUGACUCUAAUAGUCUUUCAUCUUCUGUAGGAAAGUGAUUAGGUCCGUUGGAUUUAUGCAGCCAGUUGAUUUUAUUUCUCCCCCUGGAAACCCAGUUUGCUUCUUUCUUGGUUUACUUUCCUCUUAAACAAAGGCUGCAACCUCCAGGGAGAAGGAGAGAGACCAACGCACAGAGAGAGAGAAUGGCUGUUGAGAGAAAUGAGACAGAGGAACAAGGGAGGGGAAGAGAGAUUCAGAGCUGCUCCUGCAGGAGCUAGGUGUCUGGACUUUCUUGUGUUAAAGUUGCAGAGCAUUCUGAAUAAAGAGCAAGUCUUCCUUGGGACCCACUGCUGCCUCUCAAAAACUGUGGGGAAGUGACUUAUCCAAGGUCACACAGCAAGUGAGUGGCGGAGCUGGAAAUAGAACUGAAGUCUCCUGGUCCAAUGCCCUAUUUGCUGGGCCAUGCUGGUUCUAUUGUGAUGGUGUAAAAUAAACUACAGGUGAAAACGUUAAACGAGGGCUUCCAAGCCACCAAGGACCUGGCUGUGCGUGAGCUGCUCUGGCAGAUGUGGAACUGCAGGAUUAAUGGAGACGUGAUGAAAGCUUAGCCAGCCCUCUGGCAGGCAGGACAGAUGCUGCCUCAUCCCUGACGAUCCGCAAUGGAAGUGCCCAGUACCAAAGAUUUCCAAUGGAAAACCCUCGCACCCCUCCCCAGUGGCAGGGUCUACUGCUCGCUGGUGGAGGCAGGCGGCCAGGUCUUUGCCAUCGGAGGCUGCGACGACAACGGAGUCCCCAUGAACUGCUUCGAGGUUUACUCCCCCGAAGCCAACCAGUGGAACUCUCUCCCUCCCAUGCCCACGGCCCGGGCCGGAGUAGCCGUGGCCACCCUGGGCAAGCGGAUCAUGGUGAUAGGAGGGGUCGGGAUGAACCAGACGCCCUUGAAGAUAGUGGAGAUGUACAACAUAGAUGAUGGCAAGUGGAAGAAGAGGAACUCCUUGAGGGAAGCCUCGAUGGGCAUCUCCGUGACGGUGAAAGACUACAGAGUCUACGCGGCUGGCGGGAUGGGACUGGACCUGCGGCCUCACAACUAUAUGCAGCACUACGACAUGCUCAAGGACAUCUGGGUGUCACUCGCGACCAUGCCCACGCCCAGGUACGCUGCCACCUCCUUCCUGCGGGGCACCAAGAUCUACGUGCUCGGUGGGAGGCAGUCCAAAUACGCCAUCAAUGCCUUCGAGGUCUUCGACACAGAGACCAGGUCAUGGACCAAGUUCCCCAGCAUCCCCAGCAAAAGGGCCUUCUCCAGCUUCGUGCCCACGGAGAACAACCUCUUCAGUCUCGGGGGGCUGCGGCAGGGCAGGCUGUACCGGCAGCCCAAGUUCAUGAAGACUGUGGAUGUGUUUGACAUUGAGCAAGGUGGCUGGAUGAAGAUGGAACGCUCCUCCUUCCUAAAGAAAAGGCGAGCGGACUUUGUCGCUGGCUACUUGAAAGGAAGGGUCAUCGUGGCCGGGGGGCUAGGGAACCAGCCAACGGUCCUAGAGUCAGCUGAAGCCUUCCACCCAGGGAAGAACAAAUGGGAGAGCCUGCCACCCAUGCCGACCCCCCGCUGCACCUGCUCCAGCAUCGUGGUGAAGAACUGCCUGCUGGCCGUUGGCGGAGUGAACCAGGGCUUGAGUGAUGCAGUGGAGGCACUGUGCGUCUCUGACUCCUAGCCACCCCCUUUCCAAUUCCCACCCCCUGGCAAGUCCAGCUCUGAGAUCCUGGGAAAGUGGCAGUGGCAGUGAUGCUGUCAGGAUCAGCCUCGCGUAGUUUGCACCCUGCUCUCUCCUGCUGCACCUCUAGCUGCCUUCACAGGACGUCCGGGGAAGGUAGGCAGCACCCCACCCUCGUGCACACACCUCUGAAGCUAAUGCUACUCUGAAGCUGUUGGCCAGCAGGGGCUCCUGAUCGUCUAUUAGCCAGUCUCGGUACCCAGGGGCAUCACCCCUUCAUCUCCACCUCCAUCCAGGACCCCUCGGUCCUAUGCCAGCCCCGAAUUGCUGAAGAACGCACCAGCCUUGUACCGCAGUGCGAGAGAUUGACCAGCCUAGGAGGAGCACUUUGGUUGGGGGGGAUCCACUCUGACCACCUGCAAAGGUCCAAGAAGGAGCUUGGCUGAGAAGAGCGCCCCAUGGAGCCAGAACAUCGUGUUCCCCCACCAUUGGGAAAGGACCCUUUAUAUCAGGGUAUGCCGGGGCUACGUCCUCAUACUCUACUAUGCUUCUCUAACCGUGGCUCAGAGCUGCAGCGUUCAUAUGAAAACCCUGUGUAGCCAGACACGCUGGUUAAAGAAACCCCACUGACUCCAUUGUUUGGGUGGAACCAGCCUUCCUGUUCUGAUGUGACGUUAUGCUUGCCAAGCACCCAGGGUGCAAGACAUCCCUCCCGGCGCAGAAUCCCUUGGCGAGCUACAGGGGAACUUCCUAAUCAUAUAAGCUAGAAUGGAUGGUGAGCGCCGUCAGCCAGAGAGGAGCCAGUCCAUGUCUGGAUUGACAGCAACUUCAUUGCCCAUUAACUUGUAGAUUUUGCCCAUUGCUUGUGCCCGGAGCUGAAGCCAAGCGUUGCCAGCACUCCUGGGCGUGCUCUGACAGAUGGAGGCAUGGAGGGCUAGUUUGAGGACUGUUUGAAGCAAAUGGAUGAUUCUGCAUUUAGCAUAGAACAGGCAGAUCUGACACAGAGAUGGGGCCGAGCUGCAACAUUCAGAUCUGGUUCCAGGUCGGGAUUUUAAUGCCCAUGAUGCUCCAGGGUGUUCAGAUCCAGGAUUUCACUUUGGUUCACUUCACAGAUAAAAGACCAUUUGCAAAACCUUGACCCCGAGCUAACUUUGGAUUUCCAACACUCCAAGAGUUUAGGGGAUGGCUUUGGACCCACCUCUACGUACACGCGUCCCACAGAGAAGCCAGAAUGCAACAGUGGUCUCUUCCUUUUCCUUGGUUUUGUUUAAAUUUGUAUCUGUGGUUUGUGGCCAAAUGCUCUUUGAUGGAUGGGUUGCGAUUCUUGCUCAUAGCAGCAGCACAAUUAAAACCUGUAUUUGCUGAGCAAA
Molecule: messenger RNA, 3143 nt
Organism: Chrysemys picta bellii (western painted turtle)
Lineage: Eukaryota; Metazoa; Chordata; Testudines; Emydidae
Source: RefSeq, a predicted model, not a curated record